CUCUUCAGAAAGGAAGGAUCGCUGAUAGAUACAUGCCCAUAGACUGGCGAGCUGGGAGAGGGGGAGCGGAGGAACAGCGAGCCCGCAGUUUUCCUUUCUUUCUCAGCAGCGGCCUGGGCCUCAAUCCGCGGUCUCGAGUUGAGCAAGCACCCGGGAUUCCAGCGUGAUACACUGCGCCAGUUCGCGUACGGGGGCUGGGUGUUCAUCAUGGGCGACAGUCGAGAUUCUCGCAGUCCAGACAGUUCUUCUGUGUCAUCACCAGCAUCUGGUCAGCACUCACCCCCAUUUGCACCUUCAGCAGCUGCCAUGACUUCACUGCCUCCCAUCUCAUCAGCUGUCAACAGCCCCAUUAGUAGCAUAGGAUCACCCUUUUCAGUCAUCAGUUCUUCUAUGGGCUCCCCAUGCAUACCUGGGACACCUUCUGUGGGCUAUGGUCCCAUCAGCAGUCCACAGAUCAACUCAACAGUAUCGAUGUCUGGUCUGCAUGCCGUUAGCAGUUCAGAUGAUGUAAAACCACCAUAUGGCCUGAAGCCACUUUCAGGUCACAGUCCAGGACCAACGCUUUCUCAAAAACGUCUUUGUGCAAUUUGUGGGGACCGAUCUUCUGGGAAGCACUAUGGUGUGUACAGCUGUGAGGGAUGUAAGGGCUUUUUUAAGCGUACUGUAAGAAAGGACCUGAGCUACACUUGCAGAGAUAAUAAGGAAUGUAUGGUCGACAAGCGUCAGAGGAAUCGCUGCCAAUACUGCCGCUACCAGAAGUGCCUGGCUAUGGGCAUGAAGAGAGAAGUGGUCCAAGAUGAAAGACAACGAACCGUUCAGGAAGAGCGUCAAAGGAACAAAGAGAGAGAUGGUGAAGUGGAAUCUACUAGUGUGGUGAAUGAGGAGAUGCCAGUAGAAAAAAUUCUGGAAGCAGAAAUGUCUGUAGAACAGAAGACAGAAAUGCAUACAGAUGGAAGCUCAGGGACCAGCUCUCCAAAUGAUCCCGUCACUAAUAUUUGCCAGGCAGCUGACAAACAACUCUUCACACUGGUCGAGUGGGCCAAGAGGAUCCCGCACUUCUCUGAACUGCCAUUGGAUGAUCAAGUCAUCCUUCUACGUGCGGGCUGGAAUGAGCUUUUAAUUGCCUCAUUCUCACAUCGGUCCAUCUCCGUGAAGGAUGGAAUUCUGUUGGCCACCGGUCUCCAUGUCCACAGGAACAGUGCACACAGUGCAGGGGUUGGAGCCAUCUUCGACAGGGAGGGUGCGCACAAUGCAGAGGUUGGGGCCAUAUUUGACAGAGUGCUGACUGAGCUAGUGAGUAAGAUGAGGGAUAUGCAAAUGGAUAAGACGGAGUUGGGCUGUCUGAGAGCAAUCAUCCUUUUUAAUCCAGAUGCUAAAGGGCUGUCCAGUCCGAGUGAAGUGGAGUUGCUGAGGGAAAAGGUCUAUGCAUCGCUGGAGUCUUACUGCAAACAGAGAUACCCUGACCAGCAAGGAAGGUUUGCCAAACUUCUACUCCGGCUACCAGCCCUACGAUCCAUUGGCUUGAAGUGCUUGGAGCACCUGUUCUUUUUCAAACUGAUUGGUGAUACCCCCAUUGACACUUUUCUUAUGGAAAUGCUGGAGGCUCCACAUCAGUUGACCUAAUCUGGACUCAACCCAACCCACUUUAAUCCAGUUAGCACCAGGGAUUACCGGCUCCCUGGACAUUGGGGCUUCACUGUGUCUGCUAGUUAAAUCUCCAGCUCACAACCUGCUUUAUUCUGUUCCUCUGAUUUCCCCUCUCACUGUUGUCUCUCCUGUGCUGGAAUAGCCCUAAAAGACUAUUGGUAAAAUAAGGAAAGAAAAAAAAACACAUUUUGCAGUUUUACACAUUUUACACAGGGAAGCAUCCUAAGGGAAGAUCUACGUAUUUUUCAGAAAAUAUGCAGGUUGUGAAGUGUAUCAUAACUUUCUGCUUUCGGAGCUCCUGUUUUUCCACAGUGGUGCUCUGCAUGUCUUGUUUGUGUAUCACAAAAAAGUUCGAUUCUGCAUUAAAAGUCCAUAGAUGCAGCACCCAAUUUUUUUUAUUAGUUACCCUUAGUGACCACAAAAUCACAUGAACUGCCCUUUUCCUGGUCAUUUAGGUCAUGUGAAAGUCUGGGCUUUUGUUCCUGCUUUCUUUUAUUGAACUGACUCAUGAGAUGAGUUCAGUUGUUGCUGCAUUGAGAUUCAGGAUCUUCCUUGUCUGGCCUGCAUAAAAUCCUUACUAUGGUUUUUAAUAAUGUAUGUGGGAUGAUUUUAGUUCAUGUUACAUUUAAUUUUACUCACAUUUUUGUAAAGAAAUUAACCUGUGAUUUAUAUAAAAUCUAUUCUGUUGGGGGGUAUACUACUGGCUAUACUACUGACUCUUCAGUGUCAGUAGGUCAUGCCAAGCUUUAUAUUGCCUGGAAGAUUUAAAAAAGUUAUUUUCUGAAUUCCAUAUACACUGUAUGUCCAAAUUAUUUGUGGAUACCCCUUUCUAAAAUGAGCCUGAUGGGUAUAAAAGCCCCUAGCUGUGAAGUGAAACUGUGUUGUUUGGAAUCAUGGUGCUCGAUCUAAUACUUUGGAAUACGUUGGGGAUAUGAGUGAGGUGGUGAUCAUCUAACAUUCUGUCCUACCUAACUCUACUGUCUAGGAAAGGCAGACAGUUACUCCAACCAGUAAACGAACAUGUUUCUAAUACUUUUGUUCAUUUAUUGUGGAGUCAUCAUUUCCCCUCAUUAGCCAAACUGUAAACAUCACUCUCUUACUUUUUAGAAAAAAAUGCUUGCCUAUUUCUUUACAAGUAUCUGGUGGAUGUUGUUCUUGAUGGAAAUUAUCCUGUAAGUCCAGUUUAUUUUUGCUUAAAUACCAUUUGUAAGUAUUAAAAAUACAUACAGUGGAAUUUCAUGUAUAAUACUCACUAUGAUGUCACUGAUGAAUAUUCCUACUAUUCCAGAAUCAUGCAAAAAGGUUCAUCGGAUGUGAUCUAGGCAUUUGAGGCUGAAUAUUCACAUUUAAUUAAGUUGUGUGUUUUACAUAGAACAUGCUAGCCAACUGUAGAGUAUGUGUACGUAAGAGGGUCAACCGACAUUGUAAAAUUCUGAAACAAUACGUAAAUGGACAACAAUUCUACAAGCUUUACAAGUAAAACAAACACCUGGAUAUUUUUCUGUUUUGAAACACAGGCCAAGCCUAAAAUGAUUACUUACAUUGGAUAAUAAUCCCAGUAAAGCAAGAAAAUCAGCCCCUGUUCCUGUCUGGCUUCAGUCUAGUAUAGUUUGGUGGUAUAUCUCCUCCAGUCCAGCUAAUUUACCUGUUAAUUAACUAAUCAGUUAAUUCAGUUUAACCAAGGAAACUCUUGUGAUCAUCCUCCCUCCAAAACCUGGGGUUGGAACUCAUGGGUUACAAGGCAAUGGUUCUAUAACUUUUGGUGCUAAAUGUUAAAAUGGUUGUAGUGUUCUAGACAGUUCUGUGUACUCUAUCACCACAUACAGUGCCCUUUAUAAUGUUUUUGAUCUGCUCCAUUUGAACGUUUUAAGUCAAACCAAUCAAGUUCCAGAUUUUAUUUUAAGCGUACUUGCAUUUGUUUUAGUUUUACCAUGUUAAAACUUAAUUUCUGGAUACUGUAAUGUUUGGGACAUUUGGCUUCACAUGUCUUAUGAUUGUUAUGAUUGGUUUCAUUAGUUUAAAGCUUUCAAACGUCUACAAAAUUCAAAAACGCUUUUUUCAGGCAAAAACAUUCAAGAUGUCGCUCAAACAUUGGGAUUGCCAAAAUCAACUGUGUAGAAUUGUCAUUAAUAAAAAAAAGAAUGCACUGGUGAGCGCAUUAAUCACAAAGGGACUGGAAGGACAAAGAAAGAGGCCACAUGCUGAAGGCACUUUUGGAUGUCACCUUAUCCUACAGCAAGAUGUUCCUUUUGGUCUUUUUUUUUUUUGGUUUGUUUGUUUGUUUGUUUAAUGAUUAAUUAAUGAUCAAGCCGGUCACCCAAUUUUAAUUAAUUUGAGCAAGACAGUACCAAACAUGACUGCAUUAAAGUACCUAUCAUUGAUGUGUCCCAAACAUUUAUAGUGUCCUGAAAUGAGUAAAGUGUAUUACCAAAAGAAAGUGAAACUGAAAUUAAAUUAAAAUCUGAAAUGUGUAAUUAAAUUAUGUUUGAUUGGAAGCAUGGGGCAGAUUAAGAAAGAAUGCAUCUUUGUCCAUUAUGUUUAGCUCUGGGUUGUUUGGUUGUUUCAAAAAGAACAAAUAUGCAAUACGAGUUGCACUUAGGAAGACUGAGAAGCCUAAAAGCCUAAUUUCCUGCUUCUUUUUUUUGCAUCCUUUUUAAAUUUGUUGCAUUGCUUGUGAGUCAGUUGCCCUACAGGUUUUAAAAAGAUCAUAUUGCACUGUAUCUUAAAGCUCUAUUAAUUCAUGCUUUUCAUUGUUAUAUUGCAAAUGCUAGAAAUCCUCCUUUAGCUAUCCUCUUUCCAUCUGUUGUACUGUACUUUAUCCUCCUCCUCAUGAACUUCUUAGUGGAGCGGAUGGGUGAUUGAUUUAUAUAAUGCAGCACACAAUCACUGCAUACAGAUUCUGUGGACAUUAGUGCAUUGGUGGGUGUGCUGUUUUGAAUAUAUACAUAUAUGUUCUGUGUGAAAGCAGAUUUGUGUUUAAUUGGAGCAGCACCUCGGUAUAUUUUGGGGAAGGGGGAGGGCAGGUGUACAAAAAAAAAAACCUUUUCUCCAUAGUACACAAGGGUGUUUUGUUCAGGGCAAUCAGGGCACCAUUUGUAAUCAGUAAUACGAUCAUGUGGGGGGGUGAAUAUGUGCUGUGAAAUCAUGGAAUGCUCCAUUUGUUUCCUUUUCUGUGUAUUGUUCUUCUGUUCUGAGUGUGUGAGCUCUGAAAUAUGCAAAGUGUGGACCUGAAUUCAUGUCUGUGAGAAAGUGCGGGCGGUUCUUCAGAUCUUUUACAGUGUUUAAGCUUGUUUACUUCCAGGCAGCAGUGGUCAGCAAGGAAUUGUUAAAAGACAUUUUUAAUUACGUCGACCAAGAAGAUGCUUUGAGCCUAAAUCCUGAAACUUGACGUUGUUGCUGUUAUCAGACGGUCAUAUUGGAGGACAUGACCCAUUAGAGAUGGAAUAAAGAAGGAGAAUGUCACCGUUACGUGGGAAGUAGUUUGCGCAGCGAGGAUAAACUGAUUAAGACUGGACAGAGAGUUGGGAAUGCUGGGACAUUAAAGAGAGAACUCUUUUGAACCAGACUGCUUUUAUAUUUUUCCUGACCAUUUUUGUGCAUCCUGAGUAAAACAAAAGAAGUAAAAUCACUCUGGAUCUUUUUCUUCCACUGUUAUUUUCUCUCCAGACUUUUAACCAGCUGUAUCAGUUCUGUUAAUGAUUGUCGUGAGUAGAGAUUUUUUUUUUCUGUUGUCAGGGUUAAGUAAAGGUUUUAACACUG
Molecule: messenger RNA, 5406 nt
Organism: Astyanax mexicanus (Mexican tetra)
Lineage: Eukaryota; Metazoa; Chordata; Actinopteri; Characiformes; Acestrorhamphidae
Gene: rxrba
Product: retinoid x receptor, beta a
Exons: 13
Coding region: 208-1623 (471 amino acids)
Biological process (GO): cell differentiation; anatomical structure development; positive regulation of transcription by RNA polymerase II
Cellular component (GO): nucleus; RNA polymerase II transcription regulator complex
Molecular function (GO): retinoic acid-responsive element binding; zinc ion binding; nuclear receptor activity
Source: RefSeq, a predicted model, not a curated record